AUGUACGUCCGCUCCUACUACUGCUGCUACCCCAGCAUCGCCACUGACUCGCAAGCCGCCUCGCUUCGGGCCAUACUCAACGGCGAUCCGCCUGUGCCUGGCUUUGUCGGUGAUGUCGGUCCUCUGCGUCCAAACGCCAGGGUGCGAGUGCGAGCGCGAGUGUCUCGUAGUCCUCACUCAGCAUGUAGGCGUCAUCACAGGCUGCGUGGGCCACGACACCCGUCCCUAGAUCGACAUUACAGCAGCCUCGCCCAGCUGGACGCCAUGGAUGGGCACGGCGUAGGCACGCCCACUGACGGAGCGGUACUCUGUGACAGCAUGCUACCAUGUGUCAAGCCACCAAGGGCUGCCUCCGGGGCUUGCUCUGCUUCUCUGCGCCGCCCCGCGCCCCAGCAAAGCCCGGCUUGGACGAAAGCGAGCCAGAGACGUCGAGCCGUUCGGGGCGGGUCACGAUGGCUUCAUGCAAGCAAAGCCAGAGGCGUUAGGGGGGAUCCGGGAUGCGCAGCAAUCGAGAUGGGCUCCAUCGGCCGCUCAACGGCUGGUGUGAGGCCAUUCCGAUUGGCCUCAGCCGCCGCUUUAGCACGGCCACCGACGUCUCCUCCCCAGCUGACAGCACCAAGGCAGGCCAGCUUCUUCAAGUUUGCACGCCCAUGGCCCGGCCCUGCUGGCGAUACAGGGCCGGCCGCCGACACCCACUGGGCCUCGUCUUGCUUGCCCUUCUCGACCGACGGCCGCUCGUCUGCCUUUGCCUUGUCCUCGCCUGCAGCCAGUGCAUCCUUUCCCGUGGCUGCGCUCCUUGGCUACAUCUGCUCCUUGGCCCCAAUCCACGCAGCCCCCAUUGGGCAGAACCGCUCCAGAACCUAA
Messenger RNA from Bipolaris maydis ATCC 48331, 864 nucleotides. RefSeq lists its product as uncharacterized. NCBI's taxonomy places the organism in Eukaryota, Fungi, Ascomycota, Dothideomycetes, Pleosporales, Pleosporaceae. The record is from RefSeq and is a predicted model, not a curated record.